AUGGAGUCCUCUACACGAGACCGACUGUGGCAGGCCGUGGAGCGAGGUGACUGCGAGCGAGUGCGGGAACUGUGCGCCAAAACUAGACGCCUGGACUUGAACGGGAUCUAUUCUACCGGCGACCGGGAUGAUUUGGGCUGUGAGGACACGCUGCUGUGCAGGGCAGCAGAACUCGGGCAGAUAAAGACAGUGAAGACGCUGGUGUCGGCCGGAGCGCUGGUGAACCAGCCCAGCGUGGUGGGCACACCUCUCUCCCGGGCCGUCAGCAGAGGACGACUCGCCACGGUCAAGUUCCUCUUACAGGACUGUCGCGCCGACCCUAACGUCCGGGACCGCUGCGGACAUUCCCCUCUGUACAGCGCCAUCGCUUUGCGGUGGUCUGCGCCAUAUGUCCGCUUACUGGUGGACUGCGGCGCUCACGUAAACGGGAGAUGCUCGUCCGGAUCGUCGCCUCUCCACUGGGCUAUCGUGGGAAAAGACCGUGAAACGGUGGAGAUACUGAUUAGAAGCGGCGCGGACGUGGAAAGUGUGGGGUACAGCGGUUUUAGCGUGCUGCACUGGGCGGUCAGGGCGAGAAACAUCUCCGCAGUGGGGAUGCUUCUGGAAGCCGGAGCAUCGCCGAACUGUCAAGACAUGUUCGGAGAAACACCGCUUCAUUGGUCAGCGAGGCAGCAAAAGACGGACAUCCUUAUCCUAUUGGUCGAAAACGGGGCAAAUAUGCAAAUUAGAAACAAGUGGGAAGAACGGCCGUACGACGUUGCGUUGCCAUUCAACAAGGAGCUAAUCAAGGUGUUGAUGGAAAAGCAUAUUGACUUCUAUGACAUCUGA
This is a messenger RNA of Branchiostoma floridae (Florida lancelet), 828 nucleotides long. Its product is annotated as 26S proteasome non-ATPase regulatory subunit 10-like. Gene Ontology annotation, molecular function: protein binding. The record is from RefSeq and is a predicted model, not a curated record. Lineage: Eukaryota; Metazoa; Chordata; Leptocardii; Amphioxiformes; Branchiostomatidae. The coding region runs from base 1 to 828 and encodes 275 amino acids. The transcript is spliced from 3 exons.